Messenger RNA from Dipodomys ordii (Ord's kangaroo rat), 945 nucleotides. It is a transcript of the gene Znf524, whose product is annotated as zinc finger protein 524. Gene Ontology annotation, molecular function: DNA-binding transcription factor activity, RNA polymerase II-specific; RNA polymerase II cis-regulatory region sequence-specific DNA binding. The record is from RefSeq and is a predicted model, not a curated record. The coding region runs from base 35 to 826 and encodes 263 amino acids. NCBI's taxonomy places the organism in Eukaryota, Metazoa, Chordata, Mammalia, Rodentia, Heteromyidae. Gene Ontology annotation, biological process: regulation of transcription by RNA polymerase II. The transcript has a single exon.
CCGUGGUGCUCAGACCCAAGGUCCCCACCGCUCCAUGGACACUCCCAGCCCAGACCCGCUGCCUUCGCCUCUGCCCGGGGAGGAGGAGAGACCUUUGGCUGGACUCCCGCAGGUGCCCAAGGGCCACCACCGCCGCCACCCUCCGGGCCGAGCCACCUCAUCCGGGCGCGUGCUCAGGGCCUCGCGCCCUCGAAAGCGGGGCCGGCCCCCCAAGUCCGGGCCGGAACCCGCGCGGGCGCAGGGGCCGCCAGCGCCCGGGGACGGCGGCGGCCUCCUGCUGAUCGAUGACCAGGGUGUGCCUUACACGGUGUCUGCGGGGGACGCGGCGGGCGUGCCCGCUGGCUCUGGGCCCAGCCGAGCCCCGCACUUCUGCCCGGUGUGCCUGCGGGCCUUCCCCUACCUCUCCGACCUGGAGCGCCACAGCAUCUCGCACUCAGAGCUGAAGCCUCACGAGUGCAAAGACUGCGGCAAGGCCUUCAAGCGGUCAAGCCACCUGCGGCGGCACAGCAACAUCCACGCGGGCCUACGGCCCUUCCGCUGCGCGCUGUGCCCGCGCCGCUUCCGCGAGGCCGGGGAGCUGGCACACCACCAGCGCGUGCAUUCCGGGGAGCGCCCAUACCAGUGCCCGCUGUGCCGCCUGCGCUUCACCGAGGCUAACACGCUCCGCCGCCACUACAAACGCAAACACCCCGAGCUAGCAGGAGUGCCCGUGCGCCUGUGCCCGCCGGACCCCAGACCCGCGCUGCCCUGGGGCGAGGAGGGCGUCCCUGCAGCAGCCGACGCCAGCCUGCCGGGCGAAGGCCCCAAGGCCGAGCACCCUGCCUGACCUGCACCCCCGUGACGGCUUGCUGGUGCUGGCCAGGGCUCGGAGGCCCGCACACCCCACUCUGGGGCGGGGCCUGCUCUUCAGGGACACGUGGCCUUCGGCUGGGCCUCUCCCACAGA